Messenger RNA from Elaeis guineensis (African oil palm), 1711 nucleotides. RefSeq names its product probable choline kinase 2. Gene Ontology annotation, molecular function: ethanolamine kinase activity; choline kinase activity. NCBI's taxonomy places the organism in Eukaryota, Viridiplantae, Streptophyta, Magnoliopsida, Arecales, Arecaceae. The record is from RefSeq and is a predicted model, not a curated record. Gene Ontology annotation, biological process: phosphatidylcholine biosynthetic process; phosphatidylethanolamine biosynthetic process. Gene Ontology annotation, cellular component: cytoplasm.
CUGCUCCCGCUGCCAUCGCGACACCAAGAAGAAAGCAGAGACGAACUCGCCGAGGCUCGCCGCAAACCUCCCAGCUCCACGUCUCCCACGUCCCAGAGCCGGAGCCUCCUCGACCCAACACGUGUCCCGAACCAAAACCGUCCGUCCGGUGGCUGGAUCCUUGCACCCUUCCUUCAUCCCUUCUCUAUUCAUCGGGUUAGGGUUCCACGGAAGCAAAGAAGAAACCCGUGCUCGGGUUAUAUCUCUCUCUACAUUUCGUCACUGCUGAAUCUUUCCUUCGUUUGAUCUUUCGGGAUUUUGGAGGCAAUUUUUUCUAUUUCGAAGAAAGAUCAGCGCAAAAGUUUGGAUUUUUUUUUUUUGCUGUUUUUUCCAUUGUUUUUUCGUUUCAUUCAAGCUGUCCCUGUCCUGGUACGAGAAUAAUGGUGGUGGUUGAGGUAGGCAGCGCCACUGACUCCGUGGAGAGGAUCCCGAAGGAGGCGCGGAGGAUUCUUGACAACUUGGCGACGGGAUGGAGCGACGUGGCCGACUCCAAGGAUUUGGAGGUGGUGCAUCUCAAGGGGGCGAUGACCAACGAGGUCUACCAGAUCAACUGGCCCACAGAGAGGAAGGACGGUGUCUCUCGAAAGGUUUUGGUCCGGAUCUACGGCGAGGGGGUCGAUGUCUUCUUCGACCGAGAGAACGAGGUCCGGACGUUCGAGUGCAUGUCGAGGCAUGGACAGGGGCCGCGGCUUCUUGGGCGCUUUCCGAAUGGCCGGAUCGAGGAAUUCAUCAACGCCAGGACACUCUCUGCAGGUGAUCUGCGGGACCGAGAAAUAUCAGCUCUUAUAGCAUCAAAAUUAAGGGAGUUUCAUGACCUUGACAUGCCUGGUCCAAGGAAUGUAUUCUUAUGGGAAAGAUUGAGAAAUUGGCUUAAAACAGCUCAAGAUUUGUGUUCUGCUGAAGAAGCUAAAGAAUUCCUCUUGGAUACCCUAGAGGAGGAGAUAACUAUUUUAGAAAAUUUAUUGUCUGGGAAAGAUCAGAGAAUGGGAUUCUGUCAUAAUGAUCUCCAGUAUGGGAAUAUCAUGAUUGAUGAGGAGACCCGACAAGUAACUAUAAUAGACUACGAGUAUGCAAGUUUCAACCCCAUUGCAUACGAUCUUGCCAAUCACUUUUGUGAGAUGGCUGCUGAUUACCAUACAGAGACCCCUCACAUUUUGGAUUUCAAUAAAUACCCAGAUCAUGACGAACGCAAGAGAUUUGUGCAGACAUAUCUGAUUUCGUCAGGUGAAACACCCAAUCAGGUGGAAGUUGACAAUUUACUGCAACUUAUUGAGAAAUAUGCUCUUGCAAGUCAUCUUGUUUGGGGCCUGUGGGGGAUAAUAUCAGAACAUGUGAAUGAUAUUGAAUUCGAUUAUAUGGAGUAUGCGAAGCAGAGGUUUCAGCAGUACUGGUUGAGGAAGCCUGCUGCACUGGGAACUAGUUGAAUUGAUUGUUUUCUGCGCCUUAUAUUGAAUGUUAGAGCCCGCUGUAUAUAUAUUGACAUGGGUUCUUCAACACUGAAAUUAGAUAAUAAAUGUGAUUGUUGUAAAAUAAUGCAGCUAUUUUUAAUAAACUGAAGGCUGUCCUGGUGUUUUUUUUUGGGUUACUUUUAAUAUGAGAAAAUCUCAUGUUGGUUGUUAUCAUUCAUGUAAUAAAAGAAAUAUGCUUUAAUAAAUGCAAGUUGUAAUCUUCU